CUGGGGGCGCCCACGGCGGGCGGGGGGAGAGCGGCGGUCCCCGGGGAGACGGCUGCAGAGCGGGGUCUGGGUCGGCGGGCUGACGCGCCCGUGUCCGUGUGUGUGUGCGCGCCCAGGGACACAUGGAGAGCUGUUGGGCGGCGGCGGUGCUGAACGGGGUGGACCGGCGUGCCCUGCAGCGCUCGGCCCGGCUGGGGCGAGAAGUGCUGGAGCGGGCCAGGAGGAGGGCAGUGAACUGGCAUGCGCAGGAGCACCCCCGAGGCAGCGUGGGGGUCCUGUACCGGGAAGGGCCCUGCCAGGGAAGCCGGUCUGUCCCGGGUCCCCAGCGCCUCCUCCCGGCAGAGAGAGAAGAAAGGCUCCCAACCCUUAGUGCUUCCUUCCAAACAAUGGCUGAAUUCAUGGACUAUACUUCAAGUCAGUGUGGGAAAUACUACUCAUCUGUGCUGGAAGAAGGAGGGGCAACCCAUGUCUAUCGUUACCACAGAAGGAGGCUGCCCGAGCGGCAUGCAUCCUCCGACGCGGACUGGGGCCAGAAUCCAGGAGUCCCUGGUUACACUCUAGGAAGCCAAGUCUCAGAGAAGUCGUCUCUGUUAGGAAAAGACAGAGAAAAGGCGUCCCUUGGCCUAGGAAGCGUCUGUGAAACAUCAGAGUCUGCACAAGAGGCAUCCCAGCCCGCUGAGGACACUGCCAAGGACCUCUACAUAGAAGUCUAUCCAGGGACCUAUUCUGUCACUGUGGGCUCCAGUGCCUUAACCAAGAAGACUCACGUGGUUGCUGUUGACUCAGGACAAAGUGUGGACUUGGUCUUCCCCGUCUGAGCUGGGGAGGACCAGCCUUUUUGGGAACUGGAGUCUGUCCCUUUCAGAGCCCGUUUUCACCUGAGAACCUUGAAGGCCCGCACGCCUGCAAGCAAUGAUGAAUUGAUGCCAUGUACACAUUUUUACUGCUGCUUUCCACGUAAAGUCAAUUAUGGUAAUAAAGGGAAAGAUUUGAAACAGA
Molecule: messenger RNA, 999 nt
Organism: Jaculus jaculus (lesser Egyptian jerboa)
Lineage: Eukaryota; Metazoa; Chordata; Mammalia; Rodentia; Dipodidae
Gene: Akip1
Product: A-kinase interacting protein 1
Exons: 7
Coding region: 123-818 (231 amino acids)
Biological process (GO): regulation of non-canonical NF-kappaB signal transduction
Cellular component (GO): nucleoplasm
Source: RefSeq, a predicted model, not a curated record